AUUAAUUCGUCUUCCAACCCUCGACUUCACUUGCUGAGCGAGCGACAUAGGUUCGUCAGCUCUCCCCCAUUUCAUUGCCAACGGAGUCUCACAGAUCUGUGCAAAAUUCUUUUGAUUUUGCCAUGGCUCAACCUCUUGCUAAGAAAGACGAUGAUCGAGAUGAUGAAGCGGAAUACUCUCCAUUUACUGGGAUUGAGAAGGGUGCUGUCCUUCAAGAAGCUAGGGUUUUCAACGAUCCUCAACUUGAUCCCAGGAGAUGCUCACAGGUUAUAACAAAACUCCUUUAUUUACUUAACCAAGGAGAAACCUUCACAAAGGUUGAGGCAACGGAAGUGUUCUUUGCUGUCACGAAGCUUUUCCAGUCUAAGGAUAUAGGAUUGAGAAGAAUGGUUUAUUUGAUAAUCAAGGAGCUUUCCCCCUCGGCUGAUGAGGUUAUUAUUGUCACGAGCUCACUGAUGAAGGAUAUGAAUAGCAAGUCUGACAUGUAUAGGGCCAAUGCCAUCCGGGUUCUUUGUAGAAUUACUGAUGGUACUCUUCUUACACAAAUAGAAAGAUACCUGAAGCAAGCAAUUGUUGACAAGAAUCCUGUUGUUGCCAGUGCUGCUCUUGUUAGCGGAAUUCACUUACUUCAGACAAAUCCGGAGAUUGUCAAACGGUGGAGUAAUGAGGUGCAGGAAGCUGUUCAAUCAAGGGCUGCCCUUGUACAAUUCCAUGCUCUGGCUCUUCUCCACCAGAUACGGCAAAAUGAUCGAUUAGCUGUUAGCAAGCUAGUUACAAGCUUAACAAGGGGAACAGUUCGCUCACCUUUGGCUCAGUGCCUCCUGAUUCGUUAUACUAGUCAGGUAAUACGGGAGUCAGGCCAGAACACCCAGACUGGAGAGCGUCCUUUUUAUGAUUUUCUUGAAAGUUGUCUGCGACACAAAGCUGAAAUGGUGAUUUUUGAAGCUGCUAGAGCAAUAACAGAGCUGAGUGGUGUGACCAGUCGAGAACUGACUCCUGCAAUCACAGUUUUACAACUAUUCUUGAGUUCAUCCAAACCAGUGCUUCGUUUUGCUGCUGUUCGCACCCUAAAUAAGGUUGCAAUGACUCAUCCCAUGGCAGUUACAAAUUGCAAUAUAGACAUGGAAAGCUUAAUUUCAGACCAAAACAGAAGCAUUGCUACACUUGCUAUCACUACUCUCUUGAAGACAGGAAAUGAGUCAAGUGUAGAUCGCCUGAUGAAACAGAUAACCAAUUUUAUGUCCGAUAUUGCCGAUGAGUUCAAGAUUGUUGUUGUGGAAGCCAUACGAUCGUUGUGCCUUAAGUUCCCACUUAAGUAUCGAACGUUGAUGAACUUCUUGAGCAACAUUCUCAGAGAAGAAGGUGGUUUUGAGUAUAAGAAGGCAAUUGUUGACUCAAUUGUUAUCCUAAUAAGAGAUAUACCGGAUGCUAAAGAAAGUGGAUUGUUUCAUCUCUGUGAAUUUAUUGAGGAUUGUGAAUUCACAUAUCUGUCUUCUCAGAUACUUCAUUUUCUGGGAAAUGAGGGGCCAAAGACAUCUGAUCCCAGCAAAUACAUAAGGUACAUUUAUAAUCGUGUGAUUCUUGAAAAUGCUACUGUUCGGGCUAAUGCUGUGAGUACAUUGGCGAAGUUUGGUGCUGUGGUCGAUUCGUUGAAGCCUCGAAUAUUUGUUCUGUUGAGACGCUGCCUCUUUGACAGUGAUGAUGAGGUUCGUGACAGGGCGACACUCUAUCUAAAUACACUUGGAGGUGAUGGGUCAGUUGGUGAAACUGACAAAGAUGUUAAAGACUUCCUCUUUGGAUCAUUGGAUGUUCCGCUAGCCAACUUGGAGACAAGUUUGAAGAACUAUGAGCCUUCAGAAGAACCAUUUGAUAUUGAUGCUGUACCUAAGGAGGUCAAGUCACAGCCUCUUGCUGAGAAGAAAGCCCCUGGUAAAAAGCCUACUGGUUUGGAUGCUCCUCCGAUUGUUCCAACGUCAACCAUUGAUGCUUAUGAAAAACUGCUAUCAUCCAUCCCUGAGUUUUCAGGCUUCGGACAGCUUUUCAAGUCAUCAGCACCUGUGGAACUGACAGAACCGGAGACAGAAUAUUCAGUUAAUGUUGUAAAGCACAUUUAUGAUGAGAAUGUUGUGUUUCAGUUCAACUGCACAAACACUAUUCCGGAACAACUUUUGGAAAAUGUCACUGUUUUAAUGGAUGCCACUGAAGCAGAGGAAUUUUCUGAAGUUGCUUCCAAGCCUUUAAGAUCCCUACCAUAUGAUUCACCAGGGCAGACUUUUGUAGCGUUUGAGAAGCCAGUUGGAUCCCCUGCUGUGGGGAAGUUCUCAAAUAUGUUAAAAUUUAUCGUCAAAGAGGUUGAUACUAGUACUGGUGAAGCGGAGGAAGAUGGUGUUGAAGAUGAGUAUCAGCUGGAGGACCUUGAGGUCGUGCAUGCAGAUUAUAUGUUGAAAGUGGGGGUCUCCAAUUUUAGGAAUGCAUGGGAAAGCAUGGGCCCAGAUAAUGAGCGUGUUGAUGAGUAUGGCCUUGGAGUAAGGGAGAGCCUGGCUGAGGCUGUGAAUGCUGUCAUCAACAUCCUCGGCUUGCAGCCCUGUGAGGGCACUGAAGUCGUCCCAAGCAACUCAAGAUCACACUCAUGUUUGUUGUCCGGUGUGUACAUUGGCAAUGUCAAGGUUCUUGUCCGCUUGUCAUUUGGGAUUGAUGGGCCCAAGCAGGUUGCCAUGAAGCUGGCAGUUAGAUCUGAAGAUCAAGCUGUCAGUGAUGCCAUCCACGAGAUUAUUGCUAGUGGUUGAUGCUACAACUAGUUUCUUUGGCUUGAUUUUUGGGUCUUCUCAUUGGCAUUUUUUUGAUGGCACUGGAGGUCUUGGUUUUUGUAUGUAGCAGAGCUAAUUGGCAUCAGACAUAAAAAGUAUACAUCAAACAAGGAAUUGGACUGUUUUGAUGGGGUUUCAGAAAAGCGGAACAAUCCAAGCCAAGGGAAUGAGGGGUUAGAAUCCAUUUGUUUAUUCUGAUUUUAUACUCUUUCCAUAGCUCAAUAUCUUGAACAAUUGAAUACUUUGACAGUGAACAAAUGUUAGUUCUAUUGCAAGGGUCUGUUUCUU
Molecule: messenger RNA, 3095 nt
Organism: Telopea speciosissima
Lineage: Eukaryota; Viridiplantae; Streptophyta; Magnoliopsida; Proteales; Proteaceae
Product: coatomer subunit gamma-2
Exons: 18
Coding region: 123-2786 (887 amino acids)
Biological process (GO): endoplasmic reticulum to Golgi vesicle-mediated transport; protein secretion; intra-Golgi vesicle-mediated transport
Cellular component (GO): endoplasmic reticulum-Golgi intermediate compartment; Golgi membrane; endoplasmic reticulum
Molecular function (GO): structural molecule activity
Source: RefSeq, a predicted model, not a curated record